Molecule: messenger RNA, 1224 nt
Organism: Perkinsus marinus ATCC 50983
Lineage: Eukaryota; Perkinsozoa; Perkinsida; Perkinsidae
Product: Molybdenum cofactor synthesis protein, putative
Exons: 4
Coding region: 1-1224 (407 amino acids)
Cellular component (GO): cytoplasm
Molecular function (GO): URM1 activating enzyme activity; thiosulfate-cyanide sulfurtransferase activity; nucleotidyltransferase activity
Source: RefSeq, a predicted model, not a curated record
AUGUUUGUACAGCGGAGCGAUAUGACUCGCGAUGAAAUUGAACGGGGGUGUCGGAUGAUGUCUCUGCCGCAGCUCUCCAAACGCCCCUUGCAUAAGAAGUCCUUCCUCGUCGUUGGCUGUGGUGGUUUGGCUAACACCUGCGCGACUUACAUAGCAGCAUGCUUGUUGCCUGGUUGCCGCAUUACUCUCAUUGAUGGAGACCUGGUGGAGGCUUCCAAUCUACAGCGACAGCAUCAGCUGUAUUCAGUGAAGGACGUGGGACGUAGAAAGGCCGCCUCUGCCCGGGUAGCUUGUCGUCGUGUAGCUAUGAAAGGGGUCUCGGUUGAGGUGGCUUCUGGUAUGCUCAGUAAAGCCAAUGUUCGUGACCUAGUGAGCAAGCAUGAUAUCAUCUUGGACUGCACAGACUGUCCUGCGACACGCUGGCUGCUCUCCUCAGCCUGUGCUACUGCGAGACGACCCUUCGUGUCGGGAGCGGCUAUGGAAUGGUCUGGCCAGGUGACUGUCUAUUGCAGUGGAGAGGCGGGGCCUUGCAUGCGGUGUGUGUUUCCGGAGCCUUCUGAUGGGGGAGGGGGCAGAGGGGGAUGCGACACUCUCGGAGUAUUCCCUCCUUUACCUGGCAUGAUCGGCUGUGUGAUGGCCUCAGAGGCCCUCAAGCUUGCCCUAAUGGACGGUUCCCAGCUAGAGGAGGCCAGCCUAUCCGGACGCCUGUUGUUGGUGGAUAUGCUUGACGGAGGCCUCUCUACGAGGACAGUAGCGUUGAAGCGGCGACCAGACUGCCCGGUGUGUGGGUGGACGGAGGAGUCUGCCGCGGCACAGGACCGUAGUGAUGCUAGUAGCCUACAUGAUGAUGGCGAUGGGGUGCAGUUGCUGCCAGCUGUCAACAGUAUCGGCCCUAAACAGUUACGGCACCUCAUGCUUGAGAGCCCAUCAGCAGCCUGUCUGGUCAUCGACGUUCGACCCAAACCACAGUUCGACAUGGUCCAUCUCAGAGGCAGCGUCAAUGUCCCUUAUGAGGACUCUCAGGAGUUCGUGGAUAAAGUGAAGGCCUUGCUUGAGGACCAUCGUCCGAACACUGCUGUUGUGUGUUGUCGGAAAGGUAACGACAGCCGUCUUGCUGUUUGUGCAUUGCAGACGUCAUUCAAGUACCUAUUGAAUUUAGAUGGCGGCAUCAUGCAAGCCGCCAAGGAGCUGGGUGUCGCUGGGAAGCACCUAUUCGUCCCGUAG